Oryzias melastigma (Indian medaka) is the source of this 745-nucleotide messenger RNA. Its product is annotated as urokinase plasminogen activator surface receptor-like. Bases 211 to 705 code for a protein of 164 amino acids. Lineage: Eukaryota; Metazoa; Chordata; Actinopteri; Beloniformes; Adrianichthyidae. The record is from RefSeq and is a predicted model, not a curated record. The transcript has 4 exons.
GGAACUAGUUUUUUUGCUUUUUUAACAGUGGAACUCAUGUGAGCGAAGCAGACCAGAAAAUCAGAAGGAGGAGCUUAUUUAACAUAUGUGUGAGAAAUUGGUGUAAACACCGGGAGGAGCAGAACAAAAACCCUAGCUCCUAACCAAUCAGAACUUGGCAGCUCCCAUGCUCAUGUUUAUAAAUCGUUCAAAAAAUUAUUCUGCUCGAUCAUGAACAUCACAAAUAUGUCUGUCCAACUGAAGAGAAAGAUGAAUUUCUUCAUAGUGAUUCUCGGGAUUUGGCUUCUUCCAAAGGCUGAGGCUCUGAAGUGUUACCAGUGCAUGAAUUCAGAUCCUGAGGGCUGCACUGACCAAGAAGUAGAAUGUCCUUCAGAGAAUCAUCAGUGUGCUUCAGUGUUUCUCAAAGGUGGUUCACCAAGUGAGAAAAUUCAGAUGAAGGGUUGUGUCUUACCUGAAGAGUGUAACGAGUAUUCAGCUAUCUAUGGAGAGGAAAAGAGACUUCGUAUUUCCAAGUGCUGCAACUCAGACCUCUGCAACACUGAACCUGUCCCUGAACCCAGCGAACCCGUUCCAAAUGGCUUACAAUGCUUUGGCUGUGUUGGAGAUGACUGUGACAGAACUGUGAAUUGUGAGGGGAUCGAGGAUCACUGUUUUACAGAAACAGGUAAUCUGCGUCUUUUGUUCUUUUUAAAGAUUAAAGUAUGAUUACAUGUAAAAUUGAAAAUUAAAUCUAAUUUUAAUUUAU